GUGGUUGAAACUUGUUGCGGAAAGAACUAUAAUUGAAAUAAAAUGGACGAUUUCUUUAAAACCAACUACGAUCCAAUUCAACGCAUCUGGAGUGGAGGGAAACCCGCGCCCAUGUACGACUUUGAUUGUUCAGUUGGUCGAAUAAUUCACAACAAUCUCAGAAACAAUCCCAACAACGUUUGCCAGAUAUGCCUUGCGGAUGGGAAAACUGCAACAAACAAGGAUAUAUUUAGCUGGUCCGUGCGACUUGCACAGAAUUUCAAGCAGCGUGGACUACGCCACGACGAUGUCAUCUGCAUUUCGGCCAAGAAUAGCACCUAUGUCACACCUGCCGCGGUGGCCUGCCUUUUCAAUGCCACGCCCUUUCACGCAGUCAAUCCCACUUUAGAUAUUAAUACGCUUAAACACGUGCUGACGAUAACCAAGCCCAAGUUAAUCUUCUGCGAUGCCGUCGACUAUGAGAAGCUAAAGACCGCGAGUGCAGCCUGGACACCUGAACUGAUAACAGUCACGGGUAAAGUGGAGGGUGUGGUGUAUAUAGAGGAACUGCUCUCCCCAACGAAAACUGAAAUGUUCUAUCAACCACAAUCGCUGCUUUUGGGCGGUGAUCAGACUGUGGCCAUAUUGUGUUCGUCUGGAACUACAGCACAGCCCAAAGCUGUUUGCUUAGCAAACCACAUGCUGACGGUUGGCAAUCCCUUCGUUAACAGCGAAUUAGUCAUCUACUGCGGCUCCAGCUUAGAUUGGUACACGGGUGUUUUGAACUUUAUGAACAGCGUAGCGGAUGGCUGUACACGCGUCAUACCCGAUAAGCCCUACAGUGCUGAGUAUUUGUUAGAGCUCAUUGAUAAGUACAAGAUCAAUAUCAUAAGCUGUGCGCCUCGUCACGCUAGCGAGUUGCUCGCCUGUCCUCAAGCCACACCUGAGCGAAUGGCGACGGUGUUUGUACUGGGAGUCGGGGGUGGUUGGAUACCCCCCGUGACACUUCAGAAGUUGAAAAACAUACUUAAAAAUGGGAAUAUCUAUUUUGGUUAUGGUGCUACGGAAUUUGGAGCAGUUUCUGCCGGUCCUUAUAUUGAGAAGCUGGGUAACACAGUGGGAACACUCGUGUCCGGAAUUAAGGUUCGCAUUGUCGAUGAAAACGGAAAGAAUCUUUGCCACGGAGAAGUUGGAGAGGUUUAUAUCCAUCAUGGCCGCAAAUGGAGCGGCUACUACGGUAACCCACUGGAAACCCAGCGCAUGCAGGACUCUCUGGGCUGGUUCCACUCGGGUGAUUUGGGCUACUUUGAUGAACACAAUAACCUGUACAUCGUGGACCGCAAAAAGGAAAUCUAUAAAUGCUUGGGAAUGCAAUACGGGCCCAGCGAUAUCGAGGCAGCCAUUGCUGAGCUACCCGAUGUACAUGAAGUGUGUGUGGUGGGCCUCUAUGAUGAGAAAUACGGCGAUGCACCUGCUGCCAUGGUCGUAAAACGUCCUGGCAGCACCUUGAGCGCAGCCCAGAUCAAAGAGCAUGUGGCCAAGCGGUUGGUUGUCGAGUUUAAGCAAUUGCAUGGAGGCGUUUACUUCGCGGAUGAGUUGCCCCAUAAUGCCAAUGGCAAGGUGCUCCGGCGAGUGGUCAAAGAGAAGCUGAUGCAGGCGAAUUUGGAUCGUUAAUAAAAAUUGUAUUAAUUUAGUUUACAUAUACAUAUAUGCGAAUUUUAAACAACCAAGUGGGAAAAGAAAGAGGUUUUUUUUUUUGCC
This is a messenger RNA of Drosophila novamexicana, 1740 nucleotides long. RefSeq names its product 4-coumarate--CoA ligase 1-like. Gene Ontology annotation, biological process: long-chain fatty acid metabolic process; fatty-acyl-CoA biosynthetic process. Gene Ontology annotation, molecular function: long-chain fatty acid-CoA ligase activity. The transcript has 4 exons. Lineage: Eukaryota; Metazoa; Arthropoda; Insecta; Diptera; Drosophilidae. Bases 43 to 1653 code for a protein of 536 amino acids. The record is from RefSeq and is a predicted model, not a curated record.